Messenger RNA from Panicum virgatum (switchgrass), 1200 nucleotides. RefSeq lists its product as uncharacterized. Bases 300 to 950 code for a protein of 216 amino acids. The record is from RefSeq and is a predicted model, not a curated record. Lineage: Eukaryota; Viridiplantae; Streptophyta; Magnoliopsida; Poales; Poaceae. The transcript has a single exon.
GUCUGGAUUCGCAAACUUUCUUUUUUGAACGGCAGAACCCAAAGAGAAGCCAAAGGAAGCACGGGGAACUGCUGAGAACAGACAGUAAUCAUCGGCUCCACUCCCGGCGCCAACUUAGCCGUUGCUCCAGUCCUUGGCUUCACCCCGCUCAAGCUCAACGGUCACCCCCUCCCGCUCUGUAUUUAAACCUCCCUCAGGCGCCCCGCACUUCCCUACUCAACACCACCUCUCACCCGAUCACUGUCGAGCUGACAGCUGAGGACAAGCACCGCACCGCACGAGUCAGAGCUCAGAAGGCAAUGGCGUCGCCGUCGGCCACCGGCAGCUCGAGCCUGCGGAGCAGCUGCUCCCUCCCCAACCUGCUGGUCUGGAUCCUCAACCUCUCCCUCCUCGCCCUCGCCGCCGCCGCGCUCGGCCCGGUCUUCCUCCUCCGCCCGCGCCCGACGGCCUUCGGCUGGGCGCUCGUCUCCGUGCACGCCGCCACCCUGCUCUCCGCGCUCGCCGCGCUCUGCGCGCAGCUUACCCACCUCUGCCUCGCCGCCCACGCCGCGCUCGCGCUCGCCGCGAUGUUCGGCCACGCGCUGGCCUCCGCCGCCUUCUUCCUCCGCCGCGACCGCAGCCUCGCGCUCCUCGGGUCCGCCAGGGACCGCCGGGAGCAGCUCGUGCUGGCGUUCCUGGAGGAGAUGCUGCUGCUGGGCAUGUUCCUGGCGCAGGCCGUGGCGCUGGCGGCCGCGUGCGUGGUGCGCCGGCGGUGGGCGCGGGAGCACCAGGCGGCCGAGGCGGAGAAGGCGGCCGUGGCGAGGAAGAGGGGGAGAAAGAUGGCGCGGGUGCAGGCGGAGUCGGCGGCCGCCGCGGAGGCCGGGGUGAAAGCCGUCGACGAGAAGGUGAUGCGGAGCAGCAGUGGCAAGAAGGUGCACUGGGCCAACAACGAUGGAUUCGAAGAGUGCUAGAAGAACAAGGCAGUUGGACACAAGUAGAAGAAUCAGUAAUAAUCUCCUGUGUCAUGGUUCAGAGAUAUGAUGGCCAUUAUAGUGUGGCCAGAAUUGCCUAGAGUUGCUAUUUGUCGUUUGGAUUGGGGCUAUUAUGUACAACUAGUGUGAGAAGUUCUGUUUACUGAAGUUUCCUCACUGCAUGUGACUGAAAUAAUGCUUAGCUUGUCGCACAAUGCUAGAACAUGAACAGUAAUCAUGCAUUCAUACG